Cladophialophora psammophila CBS 110553 is the source of this 1557-nucleotide messenger RNA. RefSeq lists its product as uncharacterized. Gene Ontology annotation, molecular function: histone binding; nucleosome binding. The coding region runs from base 1 to 1557 and encodes 518 amino acids. The transcript is spliced from 2 exons. Lineage: Eukaryota; Fungi; Ascomycota; Eurotiomycetes; Chaetothyriales; Herpotrichiellaceae. The record is from RefSeq and is a predicted model, not a curated record.
AUGUCAGGACCCGAUGUUAUAAAUCGAGCAUUCGCCAACAAUUCGCCGCUACGGAAGAGAAUCUUUGAUGCCAUUAAUGCAACUCCUCAGUACGCGCCCCUUUUCGAAGACAUCGCUGCGCAUCACCUCAAUGCUAGUCCUCUGAACGGUUCUGCCAACGACGAACCCGCCUCCAAGAAGCGCAAACUCCCCGACGGCUCCUCCCUCCCGAUCGCCGGUACGGCGCAGAAAGGUGGCCAACAACGCGAAGUGAUUUUCGAAGCAAGAGAUAUCUCGUUCUCACUGCCGCAACGCAAAAAAUUACAUCUGGGCAUAGCACAAUAUGGAACAGAUAUCAAUGAUGCUGAGACCAAAUUUGCCAUCUACACCAGGAAUCCUGCCACCAAUGAAGUCGACAUGGAAGUGCCCCUGGACCAAGUCACCUAUGCCUUGAGACUUCCUGUACCAGAGAAAGCCACGAAACAAUACAAUUUCGUCCUUCUCCUGAAGUCAGAGUCAAGUAACAAUGUUGAGGCAAUCAUCUGGGCUGUCAACGACGGUCCACUCAAGUCUUGCCAUAUCCCCAACCGCGACCUUGCUAAAAUCGCGCCUGGGCCCAAUGACGUCCUCGAAAACGCUCUCGACUACCUCCUUCAUAAGAUUGGAAAAGGCCUCACUCUGCCCACCACCGAGGAAUUCUCCAGUGCCAAACCCGAAUCCCACCGGAAAGGUGACAAAGCUUAUCACGUCAAAGCCUUCCGUGGUAGUAAGGACGGCUACCUCUUCUUUCUGGGCAAUGGUAUUUUCUUUGGCUUCAAAAAGCCGCUCUCCUUCUUUGCAUUCGAGGACGUCGAGAGUAUCUCUUACACGUCCGUGUUGCAGAGAACAUUUAAUUUGAAUAUCGUGUAUCGAGCUAGCUCAGCUGACGGAGCUAAUAAAGAUGGAAUCCAGGAGGCCGAGUUUUCAAUGUUGGAUCAGGCGGAUUUUCCCGGCAUAGACGCCUACAUUAAGAGACAUGGUCUGCAGGAUUCAAGUCUCGCGGAGUCAAGGCGAGCAAAGAAGCUCAAUGCUACUGCACAUGGCAAGAACGCGACGCAGAAUGGUAGCGCAGGACAUGUGGAAGGUGAAGAAGAUACGCGUACAGAAUUAGAGAAAGCCCAGCAACAGAUGGAGGAUGAGGAGGACGAAGAAGAAGACGAUUACGAUCCAGGUAGCGAAGGGGAGAGUGAGGGCAGUGGGGUCUCCGAUGACUCAGACGAAGAGUUUGAUCGCGAAUACGAACGGGAGAAGAAAAAGUUAAAGGGACGAGAUUUGGUAAACGAGGAAUUGGGUAGUGAGGCGGAGGAUGUGAGUAUUACAGAGGAGGAAGAGGAAGAUGGUGAAGAGAACGAUGAGGAAGAGGGAGGGGAAGGGGAAGGAAAUGACGAUCAAGAGGAGCACUAUGAUGAGGAAGACGUCCCAAAUCAAGCCCAGAGUCGCGACAAGCAUACCGCAGCGUCAGGUCCGGGGGAAGUCCACGGCGCUUCUUGGGGGUAUGAAGAAGGCAUGCCCGAUCCGGAUGAUGAAGAUCAACUGUGA